Messenger RNA from Staurois parvus, 3388 nucleotides. The record is from the annotation of a GenBank genome assembly. Lineage: Eukaryota; Metazoa; Chordata; Amphibia; Anura; Ranidae.
AUGAUCGUUACAACACUACUGCAGUUUAUGUUUGCCUGCAUUGGAGUUCAGCUAUUUAAGGGCAAAUUUUAUCGAUGUUCUGAUGAAGCAAAGCAGACGCCAGAAGAGUGCAAGGGAAAAUAUAUUGUCUACAAAGAUGGAGAUGUUAACAGCCCUUCUAUUCGUGAGAGACACUGGCACAAUAGUGACUUCAAUUUCGACAAUGUGCUGUCCGCCAUGAUGGCCCUUUUCACAGUCUCCACCUUUGAGGGAUGGCCUGCACUUCUGUACAAGGCUAUUGAUUCCAAUGGGGAAAACGUUGGGCCCAUUUACAACAACCGAGUGGAGAUCUCCAUCUUUUUCAUCAUCUAUAUCAUCAUCAUUGCUUUCUUCAUGAUGAACAUAUUUGUAGGUUUCGUUAUCGUCACAUUUCAAGAGCAAGGAGAAAAAGAGUACAAGAACUGUGAGCUGGAUAAGAACCAGAGGCAGUGCGUGGAAUAUGCUUUGAAAGCUCGUCCAUUGAGAAGAUACAUUCCCAAAAACCCUUAUCAGUAUAAAUUCUGGUAUGUUGUCAACUCCACGGGAUUUGAGUACAUCAUGUUUGUCCUCAUCAUGCUGAAUACACUGUGCUUAGCCAUGCAGCAUUACGGACAAUCAAAAAUAUUUAAUGAUGUCAUGGAUGUGAUGAACAUGGUCUUCACUGCUGUGUUUACUGUAGAAAUGGUUCUGAAACUCAUAGCUUUCAAGCCCAAGGGUUAUUUUAGUGAUGCCUGGAAUACCUUUGACUCCCUCAUCGUUAUCGGCAGCAUAGUAGACGUUGUCCUCAGUGAAGCUGAUAGCUCAGAAGACAGUGCUCGUAUCUCAAUCACGUUCUUCCGACUCUUCCGAGUCAUGCGACUUGUGAAACUUUUAAGCAGGGGUGAAGGCAUUCGGACUUUGCUGUGGACAUUUAUCAAGUCUUUCCAGGCUUUGCCAUAUGUUGCCCUGCUUAUAGCAAUGCUGUUUUUUAUCUAUGCUGUAAUUGGCAUGCAGGUUUUUGGUAAAAUUGCAAUGAGGGAUAACACCCAGAUAAACAGGAACAACAAUUUUCAGACCUUUCCACAGGCGGUGCUCCUUUUAUUCAGGUGUGCCACUGGUGAGGCCUGGCAGGACAUAAUGUUGGCUUGUUUACCAGGGAAGCGUUGUGACCCAGACUCAGAUUACAACCUUGGAGAGGAGUACACCUGUGGGAGUAAUUUUGCCAUUGUCUACUUCAUCACAUUUUACAUGCUGUGUGCAUUUCUGAUUAUUAAUUUGUUUGUGGCUGUCAUCAUGGACAACUUUGACUACUUGACACGCGAUUGGUCCAUUUUGGGUCCUCAUCAUCUGGAUGAAUUUAAAAGGAUUUGGUCUGAAUAUGAUCCAGAGGCCAAAGGAAGGAUAAAACACCUGGAUGUGGUCACAUUGCUCCGUCGUAUUCAGCCCCCUUUGGGUUUUGGAAAAUUAUGUCCACACAGAGUUGCAUGUAAGAGACUGGUAGCCAUGAAUAUGCCCCUGAACAGCGAUGGGACAGUAAUGUUUAAUGCUACAUUGUUCGCUUUGGUUAGAACAGCCCUGAAAAUCAAAACAGAGGGUAAUCUAGAACAGGCCAAUGAGGAGCUAAGGGCUGUCAUAAAGAAAAUUUGGAAAAAGACUAGUAUGAAGUUGCUGGACCAAGUUGUUCCUCCUGCAGGCGAUGAUGAGGUAACCGUGGGGAAGUUCUAUGCCACCUUCCUGAUACAGGACUACUUUAGGAAAUUCAAGAAGCGAAAAGAACAAGGACUGGUGGGGAAAUACCCUGCGAAGAACUCCACCGUGGCUCUACAGGCGGGGCUGAGAACUCUUCAUGACAUUGGUCCAGAAAUUCGACGAGCCAUAUCAUGUGACUUGCAGGAUGAUGAGCCAGAGCAAAACAACCAUGAAGAGGAAGAAGAAGAUAUAUACAGGAGGAAUGGUGGUCUGUUUGGAAACCAUGUCAACCAUGUGGGGAAUGACAGGCGUGAUUCCUAUCAGCAGACUAACACCACACGGCGCCCUCUGCAUGUGCAACGUCCAUCGAUCCGCUCUGCGAGCGACACUGACAAAUCUGUGUAUUCCCACUCGGGCAACUCUGUGCAUCACAACCAUCAUAACCAUGAAUACUCUGGGAAACAUGUACCAAACUCCACCAACGCCAACCUAAACAAUGCCAACGUGUUCAAACCCGCUAAUGGGAAACAUUCUAGCCUCACCGUUCAUAAUCACACGUCUGAGAAUGGCUACUAUACCUACUCAAGGAAUGACUACGAGAAACCAAGAAAAUCCAGUAUUAAAAGGACCCGCUAUUAUGAGACUUAUAUUAGAUCAGAGUCUGGAGAGAGGAACAUGCCUGUCAUCUUCCGUGAAGAUCCUGACUUUAUGGAUUAUGAGGAUCCAUACCUGGGGGAGCCAGAGUAUUACAGUGGGGAGGAGUAUUAUGAAGAGGACAGUAUGCUGUCUGGAAACAGACCAAUGUAUGAUGAGCCCACAAUGUACCCAGCCAAUGACCUGGACUAUGAGCGACCCAAAGGCUACCACCAUCCUUACAGUUUCUUUGAAGAGGAGGACUCACAGAUAUGUUAUGAAUCAAGGAAAUCGCCAAGACGGAGACUGCUGCCACCAACACCCCCGUCCAACAGAAGAUCUUCAUUCAAUUUUGAAUGCCUUCGCAGACAGAGCAGCCAGGACGACAUACCUCUAUCGCCAACAUUUCAUCACCGUACAGCAUUACCACUGCAUUUAAUGCAGCAGCAAAUCAUGGCUGUGGCUGGCUUGGACUCUAGCAAAGCUCAGAAACAUUCUCCCUGUCGCUCCACAAGAUCCUGGGCCACUCCUCCAGCUACUCCUACGAACAGGGACCGCACCCCCAUUCUACACACCCCUCAUCCGGGUGGACCAUGCUGAGUCUAAGGAGCAGAUGAAUGGAAGUCUCCCAUCCUUACAAAGAAGCUCAUGGUACACAGAUGACACAGACAUUUCAUACAGGACAUUUAACCAAUCCAACCUGACUGUACCCAAUGACUUCAGGAACAAACACAGUGACAAGCAGAGGAGUGCAGACAGCCUAGUGGAAGCCGUCCUAAUCUCGGAGGGAUUGGGGAGAUAUGCUAGGGACCCCAAAUUCGUGUCUGCCACAAAACACGAGAUUGCUGAUGCCUGUGACAUGACUAUAGAUGAGAUGGAAAGUGCGGCAAGCAAUCUUCUCAAUGGCAGCAUUCGGAACGGGACAGCAGGGGGCGAUAUGUUCCCUAUCUUAAGCAGGAGAGACUAUGAUCUUCAAGACUUUGGCCCUGGGUACAGCGAUGAGGAGCCGGAGCCCAAUAAAUAUGAAGAAGAUCUAGCUGAUGAAAUGAUUUGUAUAACAACUUUAUAG